AUGGCUAAAGACUCAGCUGCUGGAAUUGAGAUAGGCAAGUUGUUCCACCAGCUGGGAACAGUCCAGGAAAAGGCAAACAUCAGACACCUUGAAUUCUAUGCAAGCGGCUAUUGGCAGCCAGUGCAAGCUGAUGAAGAGAGAUGUGAUGUGGGCUUUCUUCAGCUCAUUCAAGACCACUCUCGCAGCAGCAUUCUGGGCAACUCGUGCACCAUGGCGGAGUACAACAAGCUGAAAAGCAUGCUGCUGGACAUGCAACCCAGGACCUCCACGGACGGGCAAGCAAAUGCCAUGGACCAGAGGAAGAUCCUGGUGGACACAAUGUUCAAGUAUAUAGACAGAAACCAGGACGGCCGUCUGAGCAGUGAGGAGCUGGCAGAGAUAUCCAUAAAGGAGCAUUUGGAAAAUAUCUUAUUGGAGUGCACCAUGCAAGACCUCCUGCGUUACGAUGAUUACAACAACGAUGGUCACCUGACCCUUCAGGAGCUCUACACAGCCUUCCAUGGACACAAGCCGCCGCUGUCAUUACCGAUGUUGUCUUGUCCUGUCCUGCAUCCAUUGUGGCCCAAUGGGAAGAGCCAGCUGUCAUCCAGAAUAAAAUCAGCCAUGCGUUCUGUAAUGCGUGCCACAAUGUGA
Sinocyclocheilus grahami is the source of this 633-nucleotide messenger RNA. RefSeq names its product follistatin-related protein 5-like. Bases 1 to 633 code for a protein of 210 amino acids. The record is from RefSeq and is a predicted model, not a curated record. The transcript is spliced from 5 exons. Gene Ontology annotation, molecular function: calcium ion binding. Lineage: Eukaryota; Metazoa; Chordata; Actinopteri; Cypriniformes; Cyprinidae.